Messenger RNA from Procambarus clarkii (red swamp crayfish), 596 nucleotides. RefSeq lists its product as uncharacterized. The record is from RefSeq and is a predicted model, not a curated record. Lineage: Eukaryota; Metazoa; Arthropoda; Malacostraca; Decapoda; Cambaridae.
AUCCCGAGGCCGCCUGUCGACUCCACAGUGAAGAUGCUGAGAGUAGGUCUCAUCACCGUCACCCUGGCCCUCCUCGCCUUCUACGGAGGAGUCGGCGGACAGAUAUUGAACAUCGACCUGGCCACUGUGAUCAGGGAGUUGAACAACCGGGAUUCUGUGGAGUUACACGUGGCCUGUGCCGCUGGCCAGGGACCCUGCGACAUGAGUGGACAACAGCUGCGGCGAUACAUCCCAGAAGUGUCGACCAGCGGCAGGUGUUUCAGGUGUACAACACAGGAGAACAGGAACAUACGGGUGUUGGUGUCAACCCUUCAGAGGAGGUACCCUCGUUGUUGGCAAGUUAUCAUAGCUGUCUACGAGAACCGUCAAGGUGUCAGGCCGACAGCCAAGGGCUGUGCUCAUUAAGUCUCCAAACGUUACCGCCGAACUACCUCAUAUGGGCUCACCAUAGCCCGUGCUACUUGGAACUUUGUUCCGGGUAGCGAAUCAACAUCAACGUUACCGCCAUGACUAUUACCUCAUCGUACGUCCUAAACCUCUGUCCAUUAUGUUCAUAUUUGCUAUUAAAAUGCUAUUUUGUCAUACAAUAAAUGCUA